This is a messenger RNA of Cornus florida, 2151 nucleotides long. Its product is annotated as probable aminotransferase TAT2. NCBI's taxonomy places the organism in Eukaryota, Viridiplantae, Streptophyta, Magnoliopsida, Cornales, Cornaceae. The transcript has 7 exons. The record is from RefSeq and is a predicted model, not a curated record. Gene Ontology annotation, molecular function: pyridoxal phosphate binding; transaminase activity. Gene Ontology annotation, biological process: amino acid metabolic process; biosynthetic process. Bases 274 to 1530 code for a protein of 418 amino acids.
UGAAGCACAUAACUUGGCAUCUACACCUAAUGUCUUCUAUAUUUUUGUCCUUACUGGUGGCGGCUUGAUUUGUUCAAAAACUUGUAUAUGUAAUCAAUGGCAUAAUAGUAAAUUCAUACUGCAUCAACGACUAUGCCAUGCCCUUAACCAGUCGGUCGUGACCAGAGAGUUUCUGUUGCUGUUUACUGACAGGUUGAAGAUUCUUAGAUUCUGACUCUCUCUCUCUCUCUCUCUCUCUCCUCUGUAAACCCUAACGAUUAAGGAGGAGAAUCGAUGGAGAACGGAUCGGUGAGAUGGGCUUUCGGAAGGAACGAAGAGCUGAUGGCGUCGUCGGCUAUCUCCAUCAGAGGUAUUCUCACCACCAUAAUGUCAAAUCUCAACCAGGCAGACCAGAGACCAACAAUUCCUCUCGGUCACGGGGACCCAUCGGCGUUUCCGUGCUUUCGGACCACUCAAAUAGCCGAAGACGCCGUCGUCGAUGCCCUCCGCUCCGCCAAUUUCAACGGUUACGGUCCAACCGUCGGUGUUCUUCCGGCAAGAAAGGCCAUUGCAGAGUACCUUUCUCAAGAUCUUCCACACCAGCUUUCACCGGAUGAUAUUUUUUUAACAAUUGGAUGUACACAAGCAAUUGAAGUUAUAUUAACAGUCCUUGCUCGACCAAAUGCCAACAUUCUAUUUCCAAGACCAGGCUUCCCAUUCUAUGAAGCUCGUGCUUCAUAUAACCAUCUUGAAGUCCGCCACUUUGAUCUUCUUCCAGAGAAAGGUUGGGAGGUUGAUCUUGAUGCAGUUGAAGCUCUUGCAGAUAAGAAUACUGUCGCAAUGGUUAUUAUAAAUCCUGGCAAUCCUUGUGGGAAUGUGUUUACGUACCAGCAUUUGAAGAAGGUUGCUGAGACUGCAAGAAAGCUUGGGAUAUUAGUGAUUACUGAUGAAGUUUAUGACCAUCUUACCUUUGGAAGUAACCCAUUCGUACCUAUGGGAGUGUUUGGGUCGAUUGCACCUGUUGUCACAGUUGGGUCUAUAUCAAAGAGAUGGAUUGUUCCUGGUUGGCGACUUGGUUGGCUUGUUACAAAUGAUCCCAAUGGCGUCCUUCAGAAAUAUGGGAUUGUUGAUUGCAUUAAGGGCUUUCUGAACAUAUCCUCUGACCCUGCAACCUUCAUUCAGGGUGCUGUUCCUCAAAUCCUUGAGAAAACGCAGAAGGAUUUCUUUUUGAAAAUUGUUAAUAUAUUGAGAGAAGCUGCAGACAUUUGUUAUGAUACAAUUAAGGAGAUCCCUUGCAUUACUUGCCCAAGCAAACCUGAAGGAUCUAUGUUUGUAAUGGUGAAACUAAAUCUGUCAACACUGGAAGACAUCAAUGAUGAUUUGGACUUCUGUGUCAAGCUUGCUAAGGAGGAAUCUGUGAUUAUUCUACCAGGAGUUGCUGUAGGUCUAAGGAAUUGGCUUCGCAUAACUUUUGCCAUUGAGCCAUCAUCUCUUAAAGAAGGUCUUGGUAGAAUAAAAGCUUUCUACGAAAGGCAUGCCAAGAAAAACUAAGUUUCACUACCUGCUUUGAUGAUGUGUCAAAGUUAAAGGUAUGUAGGAUAACAAAGGGGGUAAUGUAGUUGUGAUCCACAACUUCGCGUUGGAUCUCAGAUCUCAUCAACAACUUCGCGUUGGAUCUCAUUCUCCCUUCAGAUGAAAUAAUAAGUGUUUCUCAAUAAUUCCUCAUAUCUCAUGGGGAUACUCUGUAAGAUUUAUUUGUAACACAAGCCACAAAACUUGUUCUCCCUUAAAUAUCGAGACAUGUCAAGUUCAACAUUGAGUCUAUUUUAGCCAUGGCUCUCUUAACAGUGGUUCUUGUACACAAUUUGCCCCUUCUCCACAAAGAUCCAUGUUGUUAGGUUUGUAUAAACAGGGCAUGAUGGCUGUUUUCAAGCUCUUUAAGAGACUUAAAAUGGGCAUCUGGUUAUACAAUUACUCUUAAAAUGGACAUGUGAUUAUAGCCCUAAAGAUUCCAGCAGUUGCUAGUGCACCAACAUCCAAAUUCGUGAUUUUAGUAUUUCACGUAGCCAAUCAGUACCAGUUUACAUGAAGUUGGAUGUUUAAUAAAUGUAUGAAAAUCAACCAAGCUUGUAUUCAUGAUUUUUAAUUUAUUUAUGUUUUUGCACUUUAUUA